Molecule: messenger RNA, 1890 nt
Organism: Rotaria sp. Silwood1
Lineage: Eukaryota; Metazoa; Rotifera; Eurotatoria; Philodinida; Philodinidae
Source: the annotation of a GenBank genome assembly
AUGAAUUUAACAAUAAAUAAUAACGAUACGACAACAAAAUUAUUAAAUGGAACUCUAUGGUUUCAACAAUUUCAACAAAAAUUGUUAUAUUCUCCAUUUGGAACAUCAAAUCAACGAAUAUCACGUCCACAACAACGACAACAACGUAAAACAUUCUCUUAUUUACAAAUGAUUGAAAUAUGUUUUCUUUAUUUUAUUCUUAUUGAAAAUCUAAUUAUAUUUAUAUUAACAUAUCAAAAAAAACUAUCAAAACAAGCUUUAUUUGAUACUAAUGAUCAACAACAACAACAAUCUCAGCAACGUCGUUCAAUUAUUUUUCCAUCAAAAUCUUUACUCUAUAAUUGUUUACAUCGUAAUUGGAUACGGGCAUAUUCAUUUUCCAAUAUUUGUCUUUCACUUGUCUAUUUUAUAACUUUAAUUGUAAAACACUAUCAUCCAAAUCUUUUACAUUAUUCCUCUAUAACAUUUUACUCUUUACCAUUAACACUUGUACAACAAAUAUUAAUAAAUUUCACUGCAUUUCAUUUAUUUAUUAUAUCCAUAAGUAUUUUACAAUAUUUUAUUCGUUAUUAUCGUUUGGCAAAAAAGAAAUAUUCAUUGAAUAUAUACAAAGGAAAAAAUCUUUUAAUAACAAAACAUACAAAUGUUGCUUUGAUUUUAAGUGGUUCAUUAGCUCUUAUAUUCGGUUAUAAUUAUAUAUUUUAUACACCAAAACAUACACACACAAUAAAAUUACUUCCACUAAUCACAUUGAAUAUGAUAUUAUUACCAUUAAUUGAUUUUAUUAUUUUUGUAUUUAUUAUUGUUUGUUGUAUUAUUAAUCUAUAUAAAUAUAAUAUUUUAAUACAACAUGAUUUAUUAUUUGAUAAUCAACUUCAACAACAGCAGUUAACAAAUAAUGUACGUUCAACAAUUGAGAAAACUACAUGUAUUAAAUGUUAUACAAGAUUUUUACAACAAAAUCGAAAUAUAUUUCAAGAUACAGAUCCAUAUACAACUUUACAUUCAAAAUUUUUUGGUACUAACCUAACAUCAAGUACACGACCAUCGUUAAUACCAUUAGAUGACAAACGAAAAUAUUCAACAAUGUCUUAUGAAAGUAUUCCAAUGAUGAAUGAUAUUCAUUCACGUUUACGUGCAUCUUAUCCAGGUCAAAUAACUCGAAAUUUUCUUUUAAAUAAAUGUAAUCGUUCACAACAAGAUUUUUCUAAUGAACAACAAAGUGAUAUAGGACGAAAUUCAGCAAAUGAUUUAUUUUUACGGACAACAUUAGUCAAAAUAAAACGACGGCGUUCAUAUUGUCAUUUAUGUUAUCGUUUAUUAUUAUUAUUUCUUCUUAAAUAUGUUUUGUGUACAUUUCCACAACAUGUUAUUCAAAUGUUAUUUCAUUUAAGACAAUUUUAUGAAUAUAUUAUUAAAGAUGAUUCGUCAAAAGAUUAUAAUUCUAAUCCUAGUCAUAUUAAUAGAAGCAGUUUAGAUAAUAUUUUAUCUGACCAUAAUGAACUAACAUUAACAAUAUGUCGCUUUUUAUUUUUAUUUGCUCGUUUUGGUGACAGUUUAUUAUUGACACGUUUACCAAAUUUAAUAAAAAAAUAUUUUCCAUGUUGGUGUCAUUUCAAUUCAAAAUUAUUAUGUAAAAAUGAACCUUUUCAACGACCAUCACAUCAAACAUUAAUGAAGAAUAUUGAUGUAUCAACACAUGACCCAUUUUCAGGUGAUGAGAUAUCAAAUUCGAAUGAUUUAACAAAUCAACAAGAAUUACAACAGCAACGACAAAAUUUGAGUAUGAAUGAAGUUUCUCAUACGAAAAAUCAUCAUUUUCGUUUACGUUUUCAAUUUGUUCCUAUAUGGUCAAACAAACGACCAAGAUUGUUUAAAGGAAAUCGCUAA